Arabidopsis lyrata subsp. lyrata is the source of this 2206-nucleotide messenger RNA. RefSeq names its product putative F-box/LRR-repeat protein At3g59170. The transcript has 3 exons. Lineage: Eukaryota; Viridiplantae; Streptophyta; Magnoliopsida; Brassicales; Brassicaceae. Bases 520 to 1938 code for a protein of 472 amino acids. Gene Ontology annotation, molecular function: protein binding. The record is from RefSeq and is a predicted model, not a curated record.
GUGCAAUAUGGAAGAAAGACCUUUAUCAAAAAAAAAACAAAAAUUGUAUUCAAUAUGGAAGAAAGAUUUCUAAAUUUUAGAAAUUGUAUUAAAUGUUUAGAAAAGGUUCAUCAGAUUUAAGUAACAAAAUCUGCUUUCAUGUUUCUAAUUUAAUAUCUAACACAAAGUUAAAUAAAAAUCCACAAUUUCGUGCCACUCGUGCAAAUUUGUUAUUAAUGAAAUUAAAAUGACAGAAAUAUUGACAAGAAAAACCAAUUAAACAUUAAACUUAUAAUCACACGCUGAGUAAAUCUGACAAAUAUAAAAAGCCUUUCGCUCUAAAAUCAAAAUUUCUAGAAUUGCAAAGCCCUAAAAUUUCAAUUAUCCCGCAAGCUAAUUUCUGAAGUCGGUUGUUCGAAUCUCUCAAUCGUUGAGCGAUUUACGUGGGAUUCGAUAAGGUAAGUUUCCAUAGAAAUCUGGAAUCUUUGUGUUAUUUUUUGAUUAGGCUCUAAGUAUCGAUCUGACUUUCACGGUGCAACCAUGGAUUCUGUUUCUAAAGAUAUGAUCAACGUUUUGCCGGACGCACUUCUUUGUCAUAUCUUGUCAUACCUCACUACAAAAGAAGCUGCUUCAACAUCACUUCUCUCGAGAAGAUGGCGUUAUCUACUUGCUUUUGUUCCAAACCUUGAAUUUGAUGACUCUGUUUUUCUGCAUCGGGAUAAACGGGUAAAGAAUCCUUUACGUGAGAAAGGUUUAGUGGGUUUCGUGCUUUUGGAUGGCAACAAUAAAAGGAAGAAGCUUUCGACAAGCUUUCCGGAUUUCGUGGAUAGGAUCCUUGAUUUGCAAGGCAAUUCUCCUCUAGACAAAUUCUCUCUAAAGAUGGUAGAUGGUCAUGAUCCUGUUGAUCCGGAUAGUGUCGUUCCUUGGAUACACAAGGUGUUGGUACGUGGUGUAUCAGAUCUCCAGCUAGUCGUGGAUAUGAAUGGAUGGACAUCUGAUCCGCUUCCUUCAAGGAUCUUCUUGAGCGAGACAUUGGUUAAGCUGACUAUAAAAAUUAGAGAUGGCCCUUUCAUUGAUGUGAAACAUGUUCAUCUUCCAAAGCUUAAGACUCUCUAUCUCCGGUCAGUUGUGUUUGAUGAGACUGAUAUUGGGUUUAGCAAGCUUCUUUCUGGUUGUCCCGUGCUCGAAGAACUUGUUAUCGAUCAUAUAGGGUCGUGUGUAUGGACAUCUUGCCCUGUUUCUGUCGCGACUCUCAAGAGACUGACGUUUUGUUGCGAGAACAUGAAGUUUUGCGGUAUGCACGAGGAAAAUCCAAAUAAUGUGUCCUUUGAUACUCCAAAUCUUGUCUACUUGGAAUAUGCUGAAGUCAUAGCGAACAAUUAUCCAAAAGUGAAUUUUGAUUCGCUUGUUGAAGCCAAGAUCGAUAUUUGGAUGACAGAUGAUCAGAUAGAAGAGGUAACACUUAGAGACAAUGAGGAAAACUGUAUGGUUGGCAAUGCAACAGAUUUUAUAUUUGGAAUCCGCAAUGUUCGGGUCCUCUACUUAUCUGCCGACACUCUCGAGGUACUCACGUAUUGUUGCAAACAAAUACCGAUAUUCAACAACCUGACUCAUUUAACCAUCGAGAGUAACCCAAAAGUUGGUUGGAAAUCAAUACCAAAGAUGCUUAACAAUUCUCCAAAUCUUGAAACUCUCGUCUUCCAAGGACUCCUUCACAGAGAUACCGAGGAGGACGUUGCUAUAUCAUCAAGUUCAGUGAAAGUGCUAAAGAUAUUCAUUAGUGAUGAAAAAGUAAAAAAGCAAAUAGAGAAGGUCAAGCACUUUAUGGAAACAAUGCCUCGUCUUGAACAACUGGUUUUAUACUAUGAUGUGAAAGUAUCAUCGCAACUUCAGAUGCUUAGUAGGUUAGCUUCAUCAAAGUGCAAGAUCCACCUUAUCCCUAGUAACCUGAGCGUAUGAUCGACCGUUCCCACAUCGGUAUUGACGAAUUGAGGUCCUCUUCUUUGGGAGAACAUUUAUGGUUUCUUACUAUGUGGUUAUACCAUAGAUGGAUGUGUCUAGGCUUUUCUUGUAAUAGCCAAACAGUUUCAUUUAUAUGAUAUUAACAGUUAUAGCAAAAAAAAAUAGAUGGAUGUGUCUACAAUACAAAACAAGUUCUUUUAGAAUACCCUCAUCAUCUUAACAAUAGUAUGUUAUUAUUUUGAUAGAAAUUAAAUAAAUAAUUAAA